Molecule: messenger RNA, 957 nt
Organism: Coccomyxa subellipsoidea C-169
Lineage: Eukaryota; Viridiplantae; Chlorophyta; Trebouxiophyceae; Coccomyxaceae
Product: Aldo/keto reductase
Exons: 8
Coding region: 1-957 (318 amino acids)
Cellular component (GO): cytoplasm
Source: RefSeq, a predicted model, not a curated record
AUGGGGCUUGGCACAUGGGCCUGGGGUAAUCAAUUCCUCUGGGGAUAUGAAGAAAAGAUGGAUGGGGAGCUGCAGGAGCUGUUUAAUUAUGCACUCAGCAAGGAUGUCAGUCUGUUUGACACUGCAGACAGCUAUGUUGAUGCAGGCACGGGGCGCUUGAAUGGGCGCAGCGAGCAGCUCUUGGGCAGAUUCAUAGCGGAGAGCCCCACAAAACGAAGAGAUGAUGUGCUGAUCGCUACCAAAUUUGCAGCUUACCCAUGGCGUGUCACACCUGGGCAGUACGUCAGCGCAUGCAGGGGUUCUUUGAGGCGGCUGGGGCUUAAUCAGCUGGCAUUGGGGCAGCUGCAUUGGAGCGUGGCCAAGUAUGCUCCUCCACUUGAGCGGGCUCUCUGGGACGGCUUGGCAGCCAUCUAUGAUGAGGGUUUGGUGAAGGCAGUGGGUGUAUCAAAUUAUGGCCCUAGGCAGCUGGAGAAGAUUCACACAUAUUUGACAGACAGGGGCGUGCCGCUUGCUUCUGCUCAGGUACAAUUUUCGUUGCUCAGCAAGGGGCCGCAGCAACAAGAUAUCAAGGACGUUUGCCAAGCCCUUGGAAUCCAGCUCAUUGCGUACUCUCCCCUGGGCUUGGGGAUGCUGACUGGCAAGUACAGUGCCACAGGCAGAUUGCCAAAGGGGCCCAGAGGCCUUUUGUUCAGGCAGAUUCUGCCCGGCAUUCAGCCCUUGUUGAACACCAUGCAGGCCAUUGCGGAUGAGCGGAACAAGUCGGUCUCUCAGGUUGCUGUGAAUUGGUGCAUUGUCCAAGGGACAAUACCGAUUCCUGGCGCUAAGACUCUCAAGCAUGCCAAGGACAACAUAGGCUCGCUCGGCUGGUCACUGAAGCAGGCUGAGGUGGACGAACUGAACAGCCUAGCUGACAGUGUACCUCAAGCCAUGGUCCAGAAUGUGUUUCAAACUAAAUGA